AUGAAUUCCCAUGCGAGUUCCACCACAUUAUCCUCAUCUGCAGCAGACACAGCACUUGAUGAAACUAAUGAUGAUCAAUUUAAUGUUGUAUUAAGAAUUCGACCAUUAAAUGGUCUUGAGUUAAAUAGAAAAGAUACAUUUACAGUUGACCUACCAGGUGAAGGUCAUGUUGCGAUUGAAACAAAUGGAUCAACAAGAAAUUUUACAUUUAAUGCUGUUUUUGAACCAGAUGCAUCUCAGGAAGAAUUAUUCGAAAAUUGUGGAAUAACAAGAUUAGUUGAUAUGGCUUUAAGUGGGUAUGCAUGUACAGCAUUAGCAUUUGGUCAGACAGGGUCUGGUAAAACACACACAAUGACUGGUCCCCCAAGUCAGCCAUCGACACCAGUAUUCAAUGGGGAGUUUCAGGAAGGGAAAUCACCUGAUCUAGAUAUGAUUGGUUUAAUACAAAGGUCAUUUAAAUACCUGUUUCAACAGAUGAAAGAUGUUGGGGAAAAUAAAGUUGUUAGAGCUUCGUAUUUAGAAAUUUAUAAUGAACAGGUUAUUGAUUUAUUGAAUCCUGCACAUAAAAGAUAUUUAGCUGUUCGCUGGUCUAAGAAUAAAGGUUUUUAUGUAGAGAAUUUGUUUACUAUAGAAUGUAACUCAAUGGAUGAUCUCUCAGCAGUAUUAGAGGAAGGUAUGCGUAAUCGUCAAACAGGGUCUCAUGGUUUAAAUGAGUUUUCCAGCAGAAGUCAUAGUAUGUUAACAGUUACCAUAGAUACAGAGGCACAAGAUCAAGAAGAUGAAAAUCUUUAUAUUACAAAACGUGGAAAACUCACAUUUGUAGAUUUAGCUGGUAGUGAGAAGGUGAGAGAUACAGGCUCAACAGGUGGAACUUUAACAGAAGCCAACAGCAUCAAUAAAAGUCUUCUUAUUUUAGGUAAUUGUAUUUCUCAUCUGGGAGAUGCUAAAAGACGGCAGGGACAUAUACCAUACAGAGAUAGUAAACUUACUAAAUUAUUAGCUGAUUCACUAGGUGGAAAUGGAGUGACACUUAUGAUUGCGUGUAUUACACCAAGUUCUCACAAUGCUGCAGAAACAUUAAAUACUCUUCGUUACGCCAGUAGAGCAAAAAAAAUCAAAACAAAACCUAUAGUUAAGAUGGAUCCAAGAGAGAAAUUAAUACUGAGUUUAAAGCGUGAAAUAAAGAUUCUACGUAACGAGAACCACUACCUCCGACAACAAAUGGAUUUUCCUGCCAAGCCGAAAGGUCAACUCCAAAAGGAAAAUGAUGAAAAGUUCAUGUCUUUUAUGAAGGAACAGCAACGAAAAGAGAGUGGUCUUUAUGAGAUGUUACAAGAGUAUAUGGUAGAGAAUGAAGCCUUGAGAUCAGAAAAUUCUGACCAUCAUUCUGUUAGAGAUAGGAUCAGAAGAGAACAACAGGGACUUUAUAAAGAAAACGAAAAAUUGAUGAAACGAGUUGAAGAAUUAGAAAGAAUUGUAGCAACAAGUCCUCAAACAUGGCAGCAUCUUUCACGUAAUGUUUCACAAGUUGAGCCACCAGAUGCUGAAAGGAUGUCACCAAAACAUCACCAUAUACCGAGUGGUCAGCAGUAUCCUAUACAAACAGGUCAUCCAGGUCAUGGUAAUCCAGGUCAGGGAUAUCCAGUUCAGGGUCAAGUGCAUCCAGGUCAAGGUUAUCCAAGUCAAUCAGGUGUUCAUUCUGGGGGUCAAGGGCCGAGAGGACUCCCAACUAGAUUACCACCUCAAGAUUUACCAAGACCAGAUCCCAAUCAGAUAGGUCAUGUUCCUAAUAAUAGAACACGACCUCCUCCACCACCAGGUGGUGCACCACACCGACCUCCACAUCGUCUUUCAGAUACUAUAGUCAGAACAUCACAAGGGCAAUUUGAUACUGCACAAAAUGGUGGCUAUCAAGAUCAACCUCAAAACAGUCCCCGUAACCGACAAAGACAAGUCUCCCCAAACAGAGGCAACCUAGACAGGAAAGUUUCCACAGGGUCAAAUUCUGAAGCAAUAUAUGGAAUGAACGCAAAAUUAAAAUCUGAAUUGUUAGAAUUGGAGGGUGAAAUAGCUCAACAUCAGCGAUAUACUCAAAGACGACAUGACCCACAAUACCAGAAUCCACAUAGAUGACAAGCUAAUACUUUAUUAGCAUAAUUUUUAUUAAUGAAAUUUUAAGGUUAAUUUCCUUGAUAUCCAGUCUUUAAUGAUUCCUGAUUUUAAUUUUUUAAAUGAAAUAAUUAUUUCUGGAUAAUCAUAAUAUAGAUAAACUGGGUAUGACAUGGCCUUCAGUGUAUGGUGAUUCUGAAGAGGGAUUUUUAUAUUGUGUCUGGAUAAUAAUAUCUAGAGCCCUGUUCACCAAUAUUUAAUCAUUAAAGCUUGGAUUUUUCUACUAAUGAUCAACUAAUUAUGAAAGCUUUAUUAUCAAAGGUUAGUAAAACUGAAAGAAUGAAUAAAGUAUGAACAUUUAUGAGAUCAAUUUGGAUAAUUUCAGCAAGAAAGAGAGGUUAUUUUACAAUUUAGAAAAUAUAGUGUAUAAACUGAGUAUUUUUGUUGACAAUAAUGAUAUGACAUUGUAACAAAUUCAGACAUGAACAAAUUUAUCAGCAUGAAAAUAAGUCUCAGGUAGCGAUGAUGUUUUAAGGACAGAUUGUCUCAAACCAACAACUUAAUUCCAUGUUCCAGGUUCUCCAUAUUUUGAUGUCACAUCCAUAUUUUGAUGCCACAUCCAUAUUUUGAUGUCGCAUCCAUAUUUUGAUGUCACAUCCAUAUUUUGACCCACCCAUCAAAGGAUGGUUGUUUUAAAAAAUCCAAAUAACCACAAACAGCCUCAUUCAUUUCUGCAGGUAAAAAGUCACCCCUGUGACAUGAAGUUAAUCUAUAAAAUUUUUUGAAUGCAUCCAUAGGCUCAUUUAUCAAGUACACAACCCUGAUAACUAUUAAUGACAAUCAUAAAUGAUACUGAAUAAUCCUACAUUACUUUAAAAACAACAUGAUAAGAUAAAUGUAGGGCCUUGGAAUUUGAUGUGUAUGAGAAGUCAUUUAAACAAGUAGUAUAAUAAUAAUAAUUAUAAAAACUUUAUUUAAUGAGGCAACUUAUUUAGUUUGCAAAAAAAAUCCCCAACUAAUCUUCCAUAACCUUUUGACAAAUAAAAACCUCCUUCCUGCAAGUAUAUUUGUUUAUGACAGACAAAUCAUUUGUGCUCAUUUACAUGUGAAAAGUAAUAAUGAUUAUGUAGGAGUAUUUGGAUUUCUUACAAAUAUAAGAAAACAAGUGGUGUAACCGUAACUAAUUGCUUCCAGUGUUAAACAUAGUGAACGGAACUUCUAUUUAACUUGACAUUGUGAUUUAACCGGGCAAUACAUAUAACAUAGAUAGAUUUAUAGUUUGAAAUCUAUGUCACCAGAGAUCUAGUUAUUACCUAUUUAAUGUGAUAUUUAAAAGUUUAUAUGUGUUUUUUAUAUUUAAAUGUGUUUGUAUAUUGUCGUCACUCCCAGUAUUUCAUCUGUCUGUCAGUCAACCUGUCAUCUACAUUUGCUGACAGAUGCUGUAGGGGUUACAGUUGUCUUGAAAUUUAUACACUGUGUUUAUGUUUUACGAGACAAAAAAGCCUAUUGCAGAGGUUUUCUCACAACUAAAAUUAUCUUUCUAGUUCUACACAAUGCUCGUGAAGAAAUCUAUUUGUUUUCAGUAAAUUCUGGUAAUUACUUUCAUAGAGUUAUUGUCCUUGAUGCCUUUGAAAAGUCCUGUGAACCCUCUAAAGUCUAAGGUUAUCAACUGUUGAUUAGAACUUUAUGUUCUGGAGAAGAAAGGGCUUAUUGAUUUUUAACAAUAUACGGAUGUUACUCGAAAAACUAAAGAUACCUUCAGUUUGUGUUAGUGCUUGGAAGAUGAAAAACUAAAGAUACCUUCAGUUUGUGUUAGUGCUUGGAAGAACUAGAAGCCUAUCAAAUUUGAAUUGUUUCUGAUAAUUACUUCAUUGAUUGUUGCCCUUGAUCAGGUUUUAGAAUGUCUCGUAAUGAAUGUGUACAUUACCCACAACAGAAUAAAAAUUCAACAACAUUUUUGGACGACUCAGAAUACUUAGCUGCUGUAGGCAUAUGUUUUACGACUGGCAACUUAUAUUUUAUAAUAAUUUAAGUACAGCACCUUGUCCUUAUCAUGUGCAAACUCCGUCCAUUUUGUAUAAAUAUUUUGUACUUUUUAAUAUUUUACUCAACCACAUUUGAUGGAUUCUUUUAUUAACUUUCACUAUAUUAAUAAUUUAUUGUUAUACAAACAGUCCAGACUAUCCAUCCAUGUUAAUGCUCAAGAGGUGUGAACUUAUAGAGAUUUCAUUUAUAUUAUGCAAAUAUGAUAAUAUAUGCUCAUUACGUUUAAUACUAUGAUCUCAAAACAGAAUCUAAUGAUAUAAAAUUAAGUUCAUAUUUAUUAAUCCAUCUCUAUAGGUCAUUGUAGUUUGUUCUUGUUGUGUGAAUACAGAUUAAUUUGAUACAAAUGACUGUGAUAAAUAUAGGAUAUUUAUAUUAUCUAAACCUUCUCAAGUUAUUUGUGGUGAUUAAAAUUGCUAUACAUUUAGCUAAGUGUAUGGAUGAUUUUUGUUAAUAAUUAUAUUAUUCUCAGACAAGCAUUAAAAUUUACAUUUCUCCUAUAAUAAUUAUUCGCUCAAUGUGUGCAUUUAUUGCAUGUCUCACUAGUUGUACCAACUAUUUAUGUGAAACCCUAAAUAAUUGUAAAUAUUGAAUUUAUUUAUGUGAUGAGCUGUGGAUAUUAAUUUUAUUAUUAAAACUUCCUCAUGGAUUAUUAUAGUUUCUAUAUCUAUUGUAGAAUAUCGUUUUAUCUCAGUAAUUGUAAAUAGAAAUGACAUGGGGUUUAAUGUCCUACUGUUCUACUCCGACUGGGCUAAAGACAGAAUUGUAAAUAGUAUAUUAUAUGAACUGUUAAUAAGUGCUCAGAAUCUCUUUACAUGUUAAUAAAAUCAUAUUUCAACUAAAUUUGUACCUUGAUUUUGGU
This is a messenger RNA of Patella vulgata (common limpet), 5014 nucleotides long. Its product is annotated as kinesin-like protein KIF12. Bases 1 to 2133 code for a protein of 710 amino acids. The transcript is spliced from 20 exons. Gene Ontology annotation, molecular function: microtubule binding; ATP binding; microtubule motor activity. NCBI's taxonomy places the organism in Eukaryota, Metazoa, Mollusca, Gastropoda, Patellidae. Gene Ontology annotation, biological process: microtubule-based movement. The record is from RefSeq and is a predicted model, not a curated record.